AUGACGGUGUCGCGGGGCUUACUUCGUGAGACGGCACGUGCUGAAGCCGACCACGCCAAUCUCCAGCUUAAAAUCAAAGAGUCGGAUGUUCGCUAUGAAGCUCAAGUGCGGCAGAUCAAGCUGGAUUGGGAGAGGGGGGCAAGGGAAAUCGACGCUCGGUUCGAAAAGCGAAGGGCCGAUAUCCUCUCAGCCCGAGAUGACCCUUCCAUCCGGGCCGAGAUCGAGAUGAUGUUGAGUCAAAACAGAGAUACGGAGAUUGCGGCUCUCCGGAGGACGUGCGAGGAGAAGUUUGAGGAGGCAGAGAGACUGCACGCGGAGCAGAAACAACGAUAUGAGUCGGAAAGUUUUAAACUCAUUUCAGCCAUGAUGGUUUCCGCGCCCGAACCAAACUCACACCCACAAACAGCGUUUGUUGCACGCCCGCCAGAGCCAUUCCAAGUAGGCACCGUGGGUUCUCCUCUCGCUGUAGCCCAGCCGACGCCUUCUGAAACGGCCCCCAGGCCGCUUCCGACGGCUCGCGUUCCAUUGCCCAGCCAGCGCCCCCCUUCGUUGCCGAUACCCAUUGCGCCGCGAAACGACGCCCGACUUGGGGCACCAAACAGAUCGCCACACAACCCCGCCGCGGGUGGUCAACACCCCCUGAUGCCCCAAACUAUUCGCCAGCAGUUUCCUGCAACCGAUAACCCCCGCGAGGUGGGGCUCUCGCCGACCCUCCAGUCCGUCGCACGGCGCCUUGCGAGUCCAUCUUCCGACCCGGGACAGGAAAACCGGUCCCCGCAGUUUGCCACUCCCGCACGCCCCGAUGAACAGCUCUCUGUCCCUGCGCAUCCAAGCCCGAGGCCCGAAUCUGCGCUCAAACGGAAAGCUAACGGGGAAACUAGCCAGCAAUCCCCAGCGACACAACCCGGGCCUUUGAAGCGUCCCAAGGUUGAGGCUCCGAGGGGUGACCGGUCUGAGACGAGUGACUUAUCGCCGCCGGAUGUUGACGAAUCGCCUACUCCAGAGCGUGCUGUCUCAUUUGCGGAGGUAUACGGAACACCAGAGAAACCAGCGACGUACAAGCAUGUCAUUGUGCGGUUUCCAGAUAACAUCACUGGCCAGUUUUACAUUCUGCGUUGCGAUGGCCAUGGGGUCCACUUCGGCGAACAUCCGCUCAGGGGUGCUGCGAAGCACUUGGCCAGCGCGCAGCAUAAUUUCAUGUCUAAGGCGCAUACGACGGCUAUCGAGACGCUGGGCCAUCGGGUUGUUGGUUGCACCCAGGAGAUGGCUGAAAAAAAUAACGCAGUGGUAUUGAAGGCAUUCCAGAACGGCUACAAGGCAUUCAACGCCAACAACUUGAGCCAGGCGAAGCGCGCCGAGCUUGGAUUUCCACCCCCUGACCCCCUGAAUUCUCACAGGGCUGCCAUGCAUCGCAAACAGUUGGCUGGGGCUACUAGUCCCGUCCCGUGCAGGUUUUAUGUCACGAGCGACGGUGACUCGAAGUCGUUGGUCCUUAUUCUUCCCCAGGGUGACAUAUCGCGUGCGGGUUUAAGGGGCACGCUUGCCGACACCGGCCUGUUCCCGGAUGUCACGGAUGGCGGGCAGUCCUCGGGAAUGCAGAAGCCGCCUCGGUGCUACGUCUAUCGUGAGGUUGACGGGCGCAUUGCGGGUAUCAAGGGUUGGGCUAAGGGAUAUGAAGAUGGGGGAAUUUCAGAGAGGAAACGGGAGUUUCCCGUCUUGUGUGUGGAUGACCCGGACUUCCGCAAUUGGACGGUGGGAUGGGUGAAGGCUGGUAGCCUCUCGGCCUUUGACUUUGAUGGUACGAACUCCGGGGAUAUACCGUUUGCGAGGGAGGCGCGCCAAUAUUUUGUUGACCGGAUCUUGCGCCAAUCCGGGGGACGUCACAGCUAUUCCUCUCCCCAGGAUACCGAGAUGAAGGACGUUGGCUCGGACAGGGAUUCUGAUACAGACCACGCGAGCAACCGGCCGCAGCUUAUCGCGGCACAAGCACUGGGUCUACAACCGCCAAAGCGAGGGGGAUUCACCGCCAUUAACGCCGGCGGUGGCGAUAACGCCAGCCCGAGUACUCGUGCUAGCCUCGAACCGCCUUCACGAGCUGGCUCUGUACCAAGUGCAGGCGCUGCGAGCAGGAGAGUGAUCAAGAUUCACGCUCGUAGCAGCAACCGCCACCCGGCAAACGGCUCGCCAACUGUGGUGCUGCCAGAGCGGCCGGCUGAUGGAACCCCUGGACCGAACGAUACUCCGACAGAGGACCGGGCUGAUAUCCGACGGCCGAGCCCCGCCAGCCUACAAAACAUUGUUCAAGAUUUUCCGAGUUCCACUGCGACGCCACCCCGGACUGCUUCUCAGUCCCCCAAACCUGCGAGUGGUCGACGGCCCCUUCCGUCCGGACCUGCGCGCGGACCUGCGCGCGGCAGCCCCCUAUUCUCUACGAAACUCCGCCAGCCGCCUCAGGAAGCUAGGGCUGAUUCUGCUCCGGCCCAGCCGCCCCAACAGAGUAACACGAUUCUGGAAGACAUACGUCAGCCUGGCAGUGUUUCGGCGUUGCCGGGCCUGAGCAGAGAUGGCUCGCCUCACGGCUCUCCUCAACCGGAUGUAGCCACCGUAUCGACACAUGUGCCGGGCACGUCUCCAGCCUUGUCUCCAGCCCCUGCGGCGGAAUCGACUUCAGAAGUGGUUACGGCACCCGCAUCAACUGCAGCUUCUGGACCUGAGGCAACGCCUAAACCAGCCACUCAGUACGCCGAGAGACACGAGCAAACACUGCCACCGAUUCAACUACCCUCGGCUGCCACGGCCCUUCCCGGGAUUCUGCGUUUGAACACAACGCCGCUCGCCACGCCGAAAACGAGUGCUAACAAUACCCGGGCGAACUCGCCUGUCUUCGGCCAACAGACCAAGACUGACUCACCUCUGAUGACCGGGAGUAGCUUUGGUGGGAAGCCCGAGACACCGACGCUGACGCCGACACUCUUACAGGCCCCGGCCUCGGCAUUCGUUCCGACCAUGGAUGUGUGGGAGUUGGUAGGGUUAAUGGAUGGCGAUAAGGAGGUGUUUCGGUCGUCAGGCCAAGGCCAGACUCUCCGGCUUAUUGAUGACCAUCUGAGUGGGUCAUUGACUACACCGGCGGAUGCGCCAGUGACCGUGAAGAUUGACCUGAAGAAGGUCCGCAGCGCACAGCGGACAUCGGCACAGAAUGGGGCGGUAUGCGUGGUGGAUCUUACAUGUGACGUCGAUGAUGGUAACGAGCAGGGUGGGAAGACGCAGGUGUACACGCUGGUCUUUGACAAAGCGAAAUCGGGGGGCAGGGGCGUGGAGAUUGGCACACUGCAUGCACGAAGGCUAUGCAGGCGACUUAAGCAUUGGAAUGGUGCGGUGGAGGUGCCGAAUAUCUCCUUUUCGGUGGAGUCGAUCAAGUGGCAGUUUGCGGACCAAACUCCCACGCCCUCGUCGGCAGUACCUAGCCCCGGGAUUGCAGCGGAGCUCAAAUAA
Dichotomopilus funicola is the source of this 3492-nucleotide messenger RNA. RefSeq lists its product as uncharacterized. The record is from RefSeq and is a predicted model, not a curated record. The transcript is spliced from 5 exons. The coding region runs from base 1 to 3492 and encodes 1163 amino acids. Lineage: Eukaryota; Fungi; Ascomycota; Sordariomycetes; Sordariales; Chaetomiaceae.